CGUACAGUACGUCCACCGAAGUACUGACGUUUCGCUGUGCCAUCGCAUGGCCGACGUGUGCAUUCCGAGGUUCACUUUCGCGUGGUACCCGCUCCGUCACAAGUAUCACUUUUAAAACGUUAACACUUGUGGCAAAACAUCAACAUACCGAUCUCAAAAGAAAAAUUACUAGAUCCGGCUUUCACGUCGACGUGGACCACCUUUCCAGGCUUCGUCCCGUUGGUGAUAAACGAUUAAUUUAGUUUGAACCCGUAAGCCGCGACCACGCGACACAACGCGCAGCAAUGUCCAACGAAGAAACUUCCGCCGACCGCAAUGUCGAAAUCUGGAAAAUCAAGAAACUUAUAAAAAGUCUCGAAAUGGCCAGGGGGAACGGGACUAGUAUGAUUUCGUUAAUUAUCCCUCCAAAAGAUCAGAUAUCGAGAGUAAGCAAAAUGUUAGCAGAUGAGUUUGGGACAGCAUCGAAUAUUAAAUCUCGUGUAAAUAGACUGUCUGUUUUGGGUGCAAUCACAUCCGUACAACAUAGGCUAAAAUUAUAUACGAAAGUGCCUCCAAAUGGCCUGGUAAUAUAUUGUGGUACCAUUGUAACAGAAGAAGGAAAAGAAAAGAAAGUUAACAUUGAUUUUGAACCCUUUAAACCUAUUAAUACUUCGCUUUAUCUUUGUGAUAACAAGUUUCACACUGAAGCACUUACAGCAUUGCUUGCUGAUGAUAAUAAAUUUGGUUUUAUUGUCAUGGAUGGUAAUGGAGCAUUGUUUGGUACGCUGCAAGGAAAUACCCGUGAGGUUUUACAUAAAUUUACAGUAGAUCUUCCAAAAAAGCAUGGCAGAGGAGGACAGUCAGCGCUUCGUUUUGCUCGGUUGCGUAUGGAAAAGCGGCAUAAUUACGUUCGAAAAGUUGCAGAAGUAGCUACCCAAUUAUAUAUUACUAAUGAUAAACCUAAUAUUGCUGGUUUAAUUUUAGCAGGCAGUGCUGACUUUAAAACAGAACUUAGUCAAUCAGACAUGUUUGAUCCAAGAUUGCAAGCAAAGGUUAUAAAGUUAGUAGAUGUUUCAUAUGGUGGCGAGAAUGGUUUUAAUCAAGCUAUUGAGUUGGCUGCUGAAUCUUUGCAAAAUGUAAAGUUUAUUCAAGAAAAGAAAUUAAUUGGCCGUUAUUUCGACGAAAUCUCACAAGAUACAGGGAAAUAUUGUUUCGGCGUAGAAGAUACAUUAAGAGCAUUAGAGUUAGGCAGUGUAGAGACUCUCAUUUGUUGGGAGAAUUUAGAUAUUCAGCGGUACGUUUUAAAGAACCAUACAAAUGCAGAAGAGAAGGUUUUACACCUAACACCAGAACAGGAAAAAGACAAAACUCAUUUUACUGACAAAGAGAGCGGAGUAGAAUUGGAACUUGUAGAAUGUCAGCCUUUACUUGAGUGGUUAGCAAACAACUACAAGAGUUUCGGUGCCACUUUGGAAAUUAUUACAGAUAAAUCUCAAGAAGGCUCUCAGUUUGUAAGAGGUUUUGGUGGGAUUGGAGGAAUCCUCCGCUACAAAGUUGAUUUCCAGUCACUGCAGGCUGAUGAGCCUCUUGAUGAUGUUGACCUCGAUGAUUACUAAUUUCAUCUGUGAAAUACUCAAAGUUGACCAGCUUGCAUAUUGGGAAAGGUAUAUUGCGGUACAAAGUGGACUUUCAGAGUAUGCAACUUGAAGAUGUUGAGGUUGAUACCUUUGAUCUGGAUGACUAUUAAAUCCGUGACUCGACAGACAGUUCUUUUAGCUUCACAGGAAAACAUGAGUAUAUGUUCUCCCUUGCAUCAUAUUUUAAGAGAGGCACAUAAGAGGACAUAGGACAUGUUUAUAAAAUUUAUUAUAUGAUGCAACACACAUCAUAAAAUUAUUCAUUAGAAUUCAUUCGAGCAAUUCACAAUAAAUACACAAAUGUGAAAAGCACAACACGUGGCGCGCCGAUAAUCCAUGUCCAUGAAGAAACAAAGGCAACUCGAAGACUGUGACACUUAAUUAAGCCAGCUUGAUACCUGCCUAUCUCACAGAACAUUACCUUAUAUUACAGUUACAUUCUUUAAUUAUUCACAUGGAUUUAUUUAAAUAAUUACACGCGUUACAGUGCUGAAUAUGUUUGUACAGUACACGGUUGGAGAUAUGAUAAUUUUGUACCAAAUUAAUGUUUUGCCAUCUUGUCAUGAAUUUUACGAUUGAAAAAUGGAAAGGGGAAAAGAUACUCAGAUAACAUGAGGACGAAUGUAGAGUUAUUUUUGUUCAGAUACAACCAUGGAUAAGCUGUAAUAAACUGAUUAUCAUAAACAUAAA
Bombus pyrosoma is the source of this 2306-nucleotide messenger RNA. RefSeq names its product eukaryotic peptide chain release factor subunit 1 (gene eRF1). The record is from RefSeq and is a predicted model, not a curated record. Gene Ontology annotation, molecular function: sequence-specific mRNA binding; translation release factor activity, codon specific. Gene Ontology annotation, biological process: cytoplasmic translational termination. The coding region runs from base 285 to 1595 and encodes 436 amino acids. Gene Ontology annotation, cellular component: translation release factor complex; cytosol. Lineage: Eukaryota; Metazoa; Arthropoda; Insecta; Hymenoptera; Apidae. The transcript is spliced from 12 exons.